Rattus norvegicus (Norway rat) is the source of this 854-nucleotide messenger RNA. Lineage: Eukaryota; Metazoa; Chordata; Mammalia; Rodentia; Muridae. The record is from RefSeq and is a predicted model, not a curated record.
UGUGGGGAUGUGAUGUCCCUGUCCCUGGCCCCCGAUGGCCGCACCUUUGUGUCAGGUGCCUGCGAUGCCUCCAUCAAGCUGUGGGAUGUUCGGGAUUCCAUGUGCCGACAGACAUUCAUAGGUCACGAAUCGGACAUCAAUGCUGUGGCUUUCUUCCCCAAUGGUUAUGCCUUCACCACGGGAUCAGAUGAUGCCACAUGUCACCUGUUUGACCUGCGGGCUGAUCAGGAGCUGCUCAUGUAUUCCCACGACAACAUCAUCUGCGGCAUCACCUCGGUUGCCUUCUCACGCAGCGGCCGGCUGCUGCUCGCUGGCUAUGACGACUUCAACUGCAACAUCUGGGAUGCCAUGAAGGGUGACCGUGCAGGUGUCCUCGCUGGCCAUGAUAACCGUGUGAGCUUCCUUGGGGUCACAGAUGAUGGGAUGGCUGUGGCUACAGGCUCCUGGGACUCCUUCCUCAAGAUCUGGAACUAACCUCCCCAACCCCAGAUGGGCCCAGGCAGGGAGCAGCCCUGCCCAUACCCACACUACAGGCCCGGAGCUUUGGGGCUGGGCACACAUCCCAAGCCUCCCUCCCUGGGCUACAGGGCCUUGGGUCCUGCUCCCAUACCCAGGUUUGGUUCCUCUUGGGGGGGCCCCCACUGUGGAGAUAAAAGUCGGGGAUGGAAUGGGGGAAGAGGAAGGGCAGGAAAGCCCUCACCCUUUGCUGCCCUGGGGCCAGGGCCUCACCCCUCUGGAGGGCCAGAGGCAGGAGGUGGAAACUCCAGGGGCUGGCUUUUUUAACUGGUUUUAUUUUAAUUUUUAUUAUAUUUUCAGUUUUUCCAUAAAGGAACCACUUCCAACUCAAAAAAAAA